AAAAUUUCAUAAUGUCUUUCAUUUAAACUAUUUUCAGGUCACAAAAAUAUGACGGAGCUUGAAUUCUCAGCUGACAAUGCAGCGCCAGUUAUACCAAUCACAGCUAUAUGUAUUGUAGCCGAUAAAAAUAAAGCCCCACGCGGAUUUUUGCCUAUAAUAAAAUGUCAAGAUGACCAAACAGAAGCCGACCUUUGGAGAGAUGGUUUUUUCACAAUAAAUCGGCAGGUCCGUUACAUUUGCACAAGUACAGAAAUUCCCGAUUCAAAUAUAAAAACACCAGUACAAGUCAUAACCAAUCUCAUCAUUGUUCGCGAGUCUGACCCCAUUCCUCACGGUUAUGUGGCUAUUGAUUACACUGCCGAUAGCAGAGAAAAGUCAUUGCGUAAAAAAUAUGUGUGCAUUCGAACAGAACCACGCGAUCGUGUCGUUGACGCUAUUGGAGAGAUUAUUAUUCUUGGAAAAACGAAAAAAGUUCCAAGAGAUUAUACAUCGGCAGGAGAUAUUGAUUCGCUGCUUAUUUGCUACAAAGUAAUCUCUAUUCCUCAAACUUAUGGAAUUCAAACAAGCAAUAGCACGUCCAAUAUUGAAUCUCAAGCGGCGGGUGGUCUUUAUCCAGGUCUUCCGAAUCUUUCGAACUCUACACCAGCUAAUCUUGAUGUCACUGGAUCAUCAAGCAAUUCUGCGUUCACUAUGAAGAACGCUGGAGCUCCUCGCGUGAAAGCUAUCGACGGAAUCGACUUCAAAGUGAACCCAAUGUUUGUAAAUUCGUCUGGUUCUAAUAAUUCUUCUCAACUGCCCGAUCUCUCACAAUUCAACGAUUUGGAUAGAUUGGACGACAAAUAUAAUUAUAGUUAUGCCACUGAGCACGCCGUUCUUUCAUGAUAUCGCUUUCAUUUUUAAACUUUUGUUCAAAACGUUCCUUUUUUCUGCUCUCUUGGAUUAUUGUGUAAAAAUGUGUAUUUAUCAUUAUUUCGCUCUUCUAAACCAAUAUGAUUUAUUAUUAAAAUUUUAAAAGAACAAAAACAUGCUUUAGAAUUCCAAAAAUGAUUUUAAACAAGUGAAUGAAAGUAUCA
This is a messenger RNA of Caenorhabditis elegans, 1073 nucleotides long. It is a transcript of the gene mvb-12, whose product is annotated as Multivesicular body subunit 12A. The transcript is spliced from 6 exons. The record is from RefSeq and is marked reviewed. The coding region runs from base 49 to 882 and encodes 277 amino acids. NCBI's taxonomy places the organism in Eukaryota, Metazoa, Nematoda, Chromadorea, Rhabditida, Rhabditidae. Gene Ontology annotation, cellular component: late endosome membrane; cytoplasm; ESCRT I complex.